Molecule: messenger RNA, 1750 nt
Organism: Aspergillus ochraceoroseus IBT 24754
Lineage: Eukaryota; Fungi; Ascomycota; Eurotiomycetes; Eurotiales; Aspergillaceae
Exons: 2
Coding region: 409-1533 (374 amino acids)
Source: RefSeq, a predicted model, not a curated record
GCAUCACCAUAAAGAAGAAGAUAGUGACACGUGACUACUCUGUGUAUUUAAGCCACCAUUUCCUUCUAGAUCUCCAUGCUUCUUCCAAGCAUCUCUCUAUUUCCUAGUUAGACCAAUUGAAUCCAUUUCGGUCAACUUUCUACUGUCAUAGUUUGACAACCUCUCAUCAUAUUAUGGAAAUAUAGGCUAUCCCUGAUAUAGGAGAUAGUAGAAAAUAUAUUUUGAUUAAUAAGUAAAGGUAGUCAAGGCCCCCAGAGCUCCUCCUGGAGAUCUUUAAAGUGUGGGCGCCCUUGCUUAUCCUGCCGUUUCUUCAAUCCACUACAUUUUUAACAUCCUUUACUAUGAUGUGCUUACCUUCAUACACAACAUUUGCACGCACUUGACACCUUAAUUCAAUGAUAUUCGAUUAUGGCUUGUAUCAGCAAAUCUAAAGCUGCGAGGUUCAAUGCACGCGCUCUGACCAAGCUUCAAGCUGCUAUCGAGAAGGAUCCGGAGAUUGACCUUACAGCAAAAUUGCCGUUGAGGUAUUCCGCUCGUUUGAGUGAUAUGCGCCAAAAUUCCCAUGUUGAUUUAGAGAAUGCAACCGUAGUUGAAGGCCACCAAGAAGACGACAUUCGCGCCUCCAUUUGCUCGACAGACUUGGCUGAGAUCGUAUUCCCUCUAUCCGACACGGUGAAAACUCUGCUCGGAAUGUCUGGAUCAGCCGUAGCGCAGUCACAUUGUCUUGCGCAGCGAUUGAUUGAUGUCAUAGGUGCCAGCAAGGUUGUCUGGAAGGGUCCCUUUGCCCGUCAGAAAAUGGUCUUGAGCUGUGGUCAUAACAUCAUUCUCAAAGCCGUACGAGAUCUGGACGAUACAACUGAAUAUACAACGCUAGUCUACCUUCACCAGCACAAACCGAGCAUAGCCGCACCAAAACCUCUUGGUUUUAUUCGAAUGAACGAUAUCUCGCUCAUUUUUAUGACUCAUGUGCACUCGACCACCUUGGCUGAGGUAUGGCCAUUACUAAAUUUAGUCCAAAAAGCUGCAAUCAAGGAGCAGCUUACAUUAAUCAUGAAUGACUUGAGGUCUCUGCCGUAUGAUACAGGCACACCCUUUGGAGGGGUUAGGGACGAAGGCUGUAAAGAUAUUCGAAGACAUCUUCGUCGGAGUGCCAAGCCUAUUUUUACUGUCGAUCAAUUUGAAGAUUUUCUGUUCACUACUGAUCAGGCUGGUGGUGAAGUCUUUGUUGAUUUACUUCGUCAGCUGUCCCCUUCUACUCAUUCACCUUCACCUGCAAUUGUUUUUACGCAUGGAGACUUACGCCCCGAAAAUAUUGCUGUGGAAGCUAAAAACAAUGAUUGGAUCAUCAGUGGUCUCAUUGAUUGGGAGUAUAGUGGCUUCUAUCCCGAAUAUUAUGAAGCUAUCAGGUGCACAAACAGCAUGGCGCCGUAUGAAGAGAAUGAUUGGUUCCUAUUCAUACCUGAUUGCGUUUCACCAAGAAGAUACAUGCACUGGUGGCUUUUUGACCGGGCUCGACAAGUAAGAGUAAUAUAGAUGAUGAUAAAAGACUAAACAUAUGAGUAUAUAAGUGGGAUGGCAAUAGCCAUAAUUUAGAGAAUAGGCCCUCUUUUCUCCUUCAAGUCCUUUCUAGCCUCGCGAUAAUCCUCAUCGUCCCUAUCUAAAAUAAACUCGUCUUCCAGCUUGUCAAGUAAUUCAAGCAUAUAAUCCUGGCAGUCCCAUUUAAUAGUCUCAUUGUUAACUUGCACAUGCU